AUGAUCGUCAUCUGCAACCCCAAUCACUCUCCGACCAAUUCGUUUCAUUGUCACUUUCCUUUCGGAAGAUAUCAAAAUUACUCAAAGCAACAGCCCGGCUCAUACAAUCGGAUACACACGAAUAUGAGCCUAGGUUUGCAAGUCACUUUGGCCUCCCAGGCACCGGGAAUCGAAGCCCAAGCGAUCGCGUUGCCCAUCACCGUCUCCGUCCACAAUACUGCCGAGAUUCCUGUCACCAUCCUCAGAUGGAACUCUCCAUUAGAUCCUCAGGCUGGCGUGCUGGGUGUAUUUGAAGUUUCUGAUACGACCGAUCAACGGACAAUUCCCAUCCCCAGAAUCAUGGUUUCACGCAAGCUCCCUCCCUCCGAGGAAGACCUGGUGGAAAUAAAAGCAGACGAGACACUUGAUUUUGUUGUCAAAAUACCAGUUUCUGACCUUGAGGAGGGACACCAAUACUCCGUUCGUGCGCAAGGAACGUGGCAUGCCGUAUGGCCGACCGAAUUAGCCAACGUGACGCCUUCCCAACUCCAGGAUAACGGCAAUGUGAAAGGGGAUUCAAAGCGCGGGGAUUUCUGCUCCAAUAUUUUGUCUUUGAACAUCGAGUCAAGUUCGGACACGUGA
Molecule: messenger RNA, 621 nt
Organism: Penicillium salamii
Lineage: Eukaryota; Fungi; Ascomycota; Eurotiomycetes; Eurotiales; Aspergillaceae
Source: the annotation of a GenBank genome assembly